AUGGUCAACCCAUGGUCAUCUUCAUGCGGUUUGGAGCCUUCGCUGCAGUCCACGUGCUGGCUUGGCAAUAGGCAAGGUGUGAUGGCUGUGUUGCAGCACUACUCGAUGCCCGACUACACUUGCUAUACAGUAGUACAUGCCAGCAUCGUCAAUGCAGCAUUACGAUACAACGACGGAACCAUAGCGCUGCCCGUGACACGUGGCUGCAAUGCACGUCUCAUGUCAUGGGGAAAAGGCUAUCUGGAGCCCUACCACGCUGCCACGCGUUAUGAUCUCGACCCUUCGCACGCCUCGCCUGCUUUCGUGCAGAAGGCUAAUACUGGCAAAAUGAACAAGGAGGGUAUCUAA
Molecule: messenger RNA, 348 nt
Organism: Colletotrichum paranaense
Lineage: Eukaryota; Fungi; Ascomycota; Sordariomycetes; Glomerellales; Glomerellaceae
Exons: 2
Coding region: 1-348 (115 amino acids)
Source: RefSeq, a predicted model, not a curated record